Molecule: messenger RNA, 1837 nt
Organism: Coniophora puteana RWD-64-598 SS2
Lineage: Eukaryota; Fungi; Basidiomycota; Agaricomycetes; Boletales; Coniophoraceae
Product: WD40 repeat-like protein
Exons: 8
Coding region: 346-1662 (438 amino acids)
Molecular function (GO): protein binding
Source: RefSeq, a predicted model, not a curated record
CCAAGAGCGACGCUGACAACGUUUCUUGCAGGCUCAGACAAGAAGGAUACGCAAAGUGCGAACCUAUCGCGCACAGGGGGCUCACUGGGUAAAUGGGCUAGUGUAAGGCCUAGACACUGAUCGUGGCAAGAAUCACAGACUGCACGCGUUCGGAAGCGAGAAGCUGCAGGACGAUAAUUGGAAGUGGGUUGCUUGUUUGACACGCCCAUCAUCCUCGUCACGGUCCCGCCCGGUCCAUUCUCUGUUAGACAUCUAUCGCACUUGGCGACGUUGCUCCCUCUCUUAAGACAAAACGCCAUCACAAGAGCGAGUAUAAGAUCUUCGCUACUACACAGCAGAUCCAAGAUGCAAUACGACCUCGACAACCGCAACACCCUCGAGGAGGUCUUCGUCCAGGAGGGAUCCGACUGGUACGCGACCUUCAAUCCGGACGUGCGCCGCCCGAUGUCGGUCCGCCAGGUCCAGCGCUACUCCCAUAGCAGUAUCGUAUGCAGCGUCAAGUUCUCUGCAGACGCGUCGCUUCUCGCCGUGGGCAUCAAGGACGAGGUGGUGCUCUACGACAGGCCAAAUAACCUCAAGUACUCAUACCCCAUCCCCGCGCCGCCCCCUGCAGACGACGGCGAGCCGAAGCCGAACCACGCGCGGUGCGUGGCGAUCAGUCCGGACGGAACGCUUUUAGCUGCCGGAUCGGAGGAUACGUACGUUCGGCUAUGGCACAUCCCCACCGGCUCAUUCCUCACCACCCUCGUCGGCCACCGCGGCGAAGUCUACGGCCUCGCCUUCUCCUCCACCUCCCCGUCCACCUCCACCCCCUCCUCGCCCAGCGAAACGACGCUCCUCUCCGCCUCCGCCGACGGCACAAUCCACGUCUGGCCCCUAGCGCCCUUAUACGCCACAGACACAGACACAGGCACAAACGCGGACACACCAUCCUCGAAAGACGGCAUCCAGCCUCUGAAAGUGCUCGUCGCGCCACAGAGCGCCGAGCAGCGCAAGCCGCCCGUGCUCACGAGCGUCUCCGUCUCCCCCGACGGCGCGCUCGUCGUGGGCGGCUCGCUCGACAACGCCGUGCGCGUAUGGGAUCUGCGCUCCGCGGGCGUCGUCGCGGAGGAGGGCGAGGUCGCGCAGCAUCCGAACCGGCUCAAGCUCAACAACAACAACAACACCAGCAACAAUAACAGUAGCAGCGGGGGCAGCUCGAGCGCGGAACCCGGCGCAGAGGCCGCAGCGGUGUACGCCGCCCACUUCAUACCGAGCGUCGGCGGCGGCUUCGGCGGCGGAUCGGAGUGGGACGUGUUGAGCGCGGGCACAGACAAGGCGCUCACGCUCUGGAAGGUCUCGGGCGAGGCGGGCAAGAUCAGGGGCGAGGGCGUGAAGACGCUCCGAGGACACCGGGCGGCGAUCGCAUGUGCGUCUGUCGCGCUCGUCGGGCGCAAGAUUUACGCUGCGUCUGGGAGUACCACUGGUGCACAGACGGACGCACCCGGGGCCGAGGCGAGCGCGAGUGUGCGGAUGUGGGAUGUAAAGGACGGCAAGACGAUGUUUGUGCUCAGAGGGCACAGGAAUACCGUAACCUCGGUGGACCUGAGCAAAGACGGGUCACUCCUUGUAACAGGGAGUGGCGACUGCGACGUGCGAGUCUGGGAGUACUCGCUCUCCUAGAGCUCCACGUAGGAUCACGAGCAAGUCGAUUGCGACGUUAUAUACCCUCCAUUUUAGUUAACGGACAUUGAGAUUAGUGGAUAAAUUUGUAUGUCAGUGCAGAUAUCUAUAAAAGGAUAUCAUAGUUAAACAAAUUGUUUUUACAUUUGAAAGCCGAAGCCUCGGUUACUGCUGA